AUGCCUCGUGGACUCAAUGCGGCGCGCAAGUUGCGCAUGAACCGUAAGGACCAGAAGUGGGCCGACCUCGGAUACAAGAAGCGCGCCCUCGGCACCGCUUUCAAGUCCUCCCCCUUCGGUGGUUCCUCUCACGCCAAGGGCAUCGUCCUCGAGAAGGUCGGUGUUGAGGCAAAGCAGCCCAACUCUGCCAUCCGAAAGUGUGUUCGUGUUCAGUUGAUCAAGAACGGCAAGAAGGUCACUGCUUUCGUCCCCAACGACGGUUGCUUGAACUUUGUCGACGAGAACGACGAGGUCCUCUUGGCCGGUUUCGGUCGCAAGGGCAAGGCCAAGGGUGAUAUUCCCGGUGUCCGCUUCAAGGUCGUCAAGGUCUCUGGUGUCGGUCUGCUCGCUCUGUGGAAGGAGAAGAAGGAGAAGCCCAGAUCCUAA
Messenger RNA from Colletotrichum higginsianum IMI 349063, 426 nucleotides. Its product is annotated as Ribosomal protein S12. Gene Ontology annotation, biological process: translation. The record is from RefSeq and is a predicted model, not a curated record. Gene Ontology annotation, cellular component: ribosome; cytosolic small ribosomal subunit. The transcript has 2 exons. Gene Ontology annotation, molecular function: structural constituent of ribosome. Lineage: Eukaryota; Fungi; Ascomycota; Sordariomycetes; Glomerellales; Glomerellaceae. Bases 1 to 426 code for a protein of 141 amino acids.